AUGAGGGGGAAGAACGCGAAGAAGCUGCGCUACCUGGACUCAAAGGGGAUGCUGUACUCGAACGGGAUAGCGUACGAGGGGGGGGUCAAUCACCCCAGUGGAAACAACAAGGAGGAGGAUCUCAAAUUGGUGAAAAAUUACAGUGAGCUGCAAAACUUACUGCGAAAGGAAGAAGAGCAGCAUGAGGCCCUAAAAAAGCAGCUGAAUCUGCUGCAAAAGCAAAGGGACCUAUUGCAGUGGCACCUUUGCAAUAAUGUUAAAAAGCUAAGCAUGCAGAGAAGCGAAUGCAAAUUCAAGGAGCAGUCUAGCUCUAAGCUGGAGGGAAAGCUGCAGCUACUGAAGGAGAACACGAAGAUGCACAAGCUGGAGCGUGACAUUCUGGAGGAUGAAGUGAACAGCAUGGAGGAGCAACUGCAGAGUAGAGUAAAUCUGAAGGCGAAGGUGGAGAAGCAGUUUAAUCGAUGGAUGGUUAAACAAAAGGAAUAUUUAAAGGACUUAGCCCAGGAAAGGAGGAGCGCCUUUCAGGAGAGGAACAACAGACAGAAGCAGUUGAAGAAGCUACUUCUGGUGGUGAAGCAGGAGGGUAUCAAGAGCUACGACAUGGACUACCUCAAGAUGUGUGAGCUUAACCUUGUGAACCAACUAAGUCAUCACAGGGAUUAUAAGACGCUGGAGAUGGGCGCGGCAAAGGGGUCACCUUAG
Molecule: messenger RNA, 702 nt
Organism: Plasmodium vivax (malaria parasite P. vivax)
Lineage: Eukaryota; Apicomplexa; Aconoidasida; Haemosporida; Plasmodiidae
Exons: 1
Coding region: 1-702 (233 amino acids)
Source: RefSeq, a predicted model, not a curated record